Messenger RNA from Gaeumannomyces tritici R3-111a-1, 4110 nucleotides. Its product is annotated as 5-oxoprolinase. The record is from RefSeq and is a predicted model, not a curated record. The transcript is spliced from 2 exons. Lineage: Eukaryota; Fungi; Ascomycota; Sordariomycetes; Magnaporthales; Magnaporthaceae. Gene Ontology annotation, molecular function: 5-oxoprolinase (ATP-hydrolyzing) activity. Gene Ontology annotation, cellular component: cytosol. Gene Ontology annotation, biological process: glutathione metabolic process. Bases 1 to 4110 code for a protein of 1369 amino acids.
AUGGGGUCCGCCCAACCACAAAAGAAGAAGAGCGUGAGGAUCGCCAUCGACAGGGGCGGUACCUUUACGGACUGUGUGGGCAACCUAGACGGCGAGGAUGUCGUCAUCAAGCUGCUGUCCGAGGACCCGGCCAACUACUCGGACGCGCCACUCGAGGGCAUCCGUCGCAUCAUGUCGCACUUCCUCAAGCGUGACAUCCCCCGCGGCGAGCAGCUCGACACCUCGGACAUCGAGUCCAUCCGCAUGGGCACUACCGUCGCAACCAACGCCCUGCUCGAGCGCAAGGGCGAGAAGAUCGCCCUCGUCGUCACGCGCGGCUUCCGCGAUUGCCUCGCCAUCGGCAACCAGUCCCGCCCCAAGAUCUUCGACCUCGCCAUCCGCAAGCCCGAUGUGCUGUACUCGGCCGUCGUCGAGCUCGACGAGCGCGUCACCCUCGAGGAUUACGCCGAGGACCCCUACCGCAACUUGACAAAGCCCGCCGUCAAGGCUGGCUCUCCCGAGGCUCUGACUGCCGAUCUGGUUAUGGGCCUGUCGGGCGAGGCCGUCCGCAUAUUACAGAGGCCCGAGGACCAGGCCGUGCGUCGUCAGUUGCAGGACAUCUACGACUCGGGGAUAAGGAGCAUAGCAGUCUGCCUGAUGCACGCCUACACAUUCCCGGAUCACGAGGCCCUGGUUGGCCGGAUAGCCCGCGAGAUGGGCUUCCACCACGUCUCACUCAGCUCGGAGCUGAUGCCCAUGAUCAAGCUCGUAUCACGCGCUACCUCGGUCUGCGCCGAUGCCUACCUCACCCCUGCCAUCAAGAAGUACAUCGAGGGUUUUCAGAGCGGGUUCAAGGGGGGGCUUGGCACACGCGGCGUCCGGGAAACAGAGGGCGAGCGAGGAGCUCGCUGUGAGUUCAUGCAGAGCGAUGGUGGCCUGGUCGAUGUCGACAAGUUCACAGGCCUCAAGGCUAUCCUGUCGGGCCCUGCCGGUGGCGUGGUCGGCUAUGCCAUCACGUCAUACGACGAGGCGACCAAGAUCCCCGUCAUUGGCUUUGACAUGGGUGGCACUAGCACCGACGUUUCGCGCUAUGGCGAGGGUCGAUACGACCACACUUUCGAAACCACAACGGCUGGCGUGACCAUCCAGUCGCCGCAGCUCGACAUCAACACGGUCGCGGCAGGCGGCGGCUCGCGCCUCUUUUUCAAGAACGGCCUUUUCGUCGUCGGUCCGGAGUCCGCUGGCGCCCAUCCGGGCCCUGCCUGCUACCGCAAGGGCGGCCCCGCCACCGUUACUGACGCAAACCUCUUUUUGGGUCGGCUGCUACCCGAGUUUUUCCCCAAGAUCUUUGGCAAGAACGAGGACGAGGGCCUGGACGUCGAGGCAAGCAAGAAUGUUCUGCAGGAGCUGACGGACGAGGUGAACCGGGACUCGGAGAAGCAGAUGACGGUCGACGAGGUCGCCUUCGGCUUCCUGACAGUGGCCAACGAGAGCAUGACGCGACCUAUCCGGUCCAUCACCGAGGCCAAAGGCCACGACUCGUCCAAGCACCGCCUGGCAACCUUUGGCGGCGCUGGUGGGCAGCACGCUGUCGCCAUAGCCGAGGCCUUGGGUAUCAAGCAGAUCCUUGUGCACCGCUACUCGUCCGUGCUGUCGGCGUACGGCAUGGCACUUGCCGAUGUGGUCGAUGAGAGGCAGGAGCCCGAGUCUACGGUCUGGGCCGACAAAGGCAAGGUUGUGGAGGACCUCAAAAGCAAGAUGGAGAAGCUCAAGGAAAAGUCGAGGUCAGCACUGCGAGACCAAGGCUUCGAAGACAGCGAGAUCGUGUUCGAGGAGUACCUCAACAUGCGGUACCGCGGCACCGAGUCUGCUCUCAUGAUUGUCAGGCCGUCUGCCCAAGAAGCGGGCGAUCACUUUGGCGGCGAUGACUGGGCCUUCGGCAAGGCCUUCGUCAAGCAGCACCGGUACGAGUUUGGGUUCACCCUUGACGAGCGCGACAUCAUCGUCGACGACGUGCGUGUGCGCGGCAUCGGCAAGAGCUUCAGCUACAGCGAGAAGUCGGUUGACGCGCAGCUCAAGGUGCUCAAGCGGAGCGAGCUCACGGGUAGCGCGAAGCGUCACUCGACUGCCCAGGUGUACUUUGAGGGUGGCCGGAUCGAGACGCCGAUAUACAAACUCGAGGACCUGGCUGUCGGAGACAGGCUGCCCGGCCCUGCCGUCCUCGCCGACGGGACACAGACCAUUGUGGUUGCUCCCAAGACGGCGGCCCUCAUCUUGGAUACCCAUGUCAUCAUCAACAUUGACGAGGAUAAGAAGAAGGACGACGAAGCGCAACAGGCAGGCGGCAAGCGCGAGGUGGACCCCAUCAUGCUGAGCGUUUUUGGCCAUCGUUUUAUGGCCAUCGCAGAGCAGAUGGGCCAGGCGCUGCAGAAGACGAGUGUCAGCACCAACGUCAAGGAGCGGCUCGACUUCUCAUGUGCCAUCUUCGACGCGGGUGGCGGACUUGUGGCGAACGCGCCCCAUCUGCCUGUACACUUGGGUUCCAUGAGCACCUGCGUCAAGCGGCAGGCCGAGAUAUGGAAGGGCAAACUCAAGAAGGGAGACGUGAUUGCGACGAACCACCCGUCGUACGGUGGUACUCAUCUCCCCGAUGUGACGCUCAUAAUGCCGGCUUUCAACGAGGCAGGCGACAAGAUCCUAUUUUACGCGGCCUCGCGAGCGCACCACGCAGACAUUGGAGGCAUCACGGCAGGCAGCAUGCCGCCGCACUCGCGCGAGCUGUACCAGGAGGGCGCGUCGAUCAAGAGCGAGAAGUUUGUGAGCGAGGGCAAAUUCGACGAGGAGCGCGUGAUCGAGCUGUUCUACCACGAGCCGGCGCGGCAGCCGGGCUGCAGUGGCACGCGCUGCCUGGCCGACAACAUCAACGACCUGCGGGCGCAGGUGUCGGCCAAUCAAAAGGGCAUCUCGCUGAUCGAGGGCCUGAUCCAGGAGUACGGCGAGAGCACGGUCGACUUCUACAUGGUGGAGAUCCAGAACAAUGCCGAGUACUGCGUCCGCAGGCUUCUCAAGGAGGCCAGCGCGCGCUUCGAGGGCAAGGACCUGUCGGCCGAGGACUUUAUGGAUGAGGGGAGCCCCAUCAGGCUCAAGGUCACCAUCGAUGCCGAGAAGGGCGAAGCUGUCUUUGACUUUGCCGGAACUGGACCUGAGAUCUACGGGAACGUCAACGCCCCCGAGGCCAUCACUUACAGUGCCAUCAUCUACUGCCUGAGGUGUUUGAUCUCAGAGGACAUUCCUCUCAACCAGGGAUGUUUGAAGCCUAUUCACGUCAAGAUCCCUCCAAAGUCACUUCUAUCGCCAUCUGACCGGGCGGCUGUUGUGGGAGGUAACGUGCUGACGAGCCAGCGCGUGACUGAUGUCAUCUUCAAGGCCUUCCAGGCGUGCGCCGCAAGCCAAGGAUGCUGCAACAACCUCACCUUUGGAUUCGGCGGCAACGUGGCAGGGCAGACCGAGGUCAAGGGAUUCGGCUACUACGAGACCAUCUCGGGCGGGUCUGGGGCCGGACCGACGUGGGAGGGCACCAGCGGCGUGCAUGUGCACAUGACCAACACGCGCAUCACCGACUCGGAGAUCUUUGAGCGGCGGUACCCCGUGCUGCUGCGCGAGUUCUCGAUCCGGCCGGGGUCCGGCGGCAACGGGCAGCACCGGGGCGGCGACGGCGUGAUCCGCGACAUCGAGUUCCGCAUCCCCCUGCAGGUGUCGAUCCUGAGCGAGCGCCGGGUCUACAGGCCAUAUGGCAUGGCGGGCGGCGAGCCCGCCGAGUGCGGCCUCAACCUGUGGGUGAGGAAGGUGGCCAAGACCAGCUGGGAGAAGUCGCUCAAGAAGAUCCAGGGCGGCGACGAUGCCAAGGACGAGGAUGACAAGUCGGUCGAGUACGAGGAGCGCUUCAUAAACCUCGGGGCCAAGAACAGCGCGCCGAUGCAGGCGGGCGACCGCAUCAUCGUUAACACGCCCGGCGGCGGCGGCUGGGGCCCCGUCGGGCAGGCGAGCGUCUCGAGCCGCAAGGCGGACCCGCAGGACAGCUGGCGCAGGGGUACCCACGGCGCCAGGGAGGACACGUCUCUGCAGGCGUAG